GCCCGAGCGGCCGGCAGGGCUCACACACGGCCGGGAUGGACGGAGAGAGCUGGGUACCUCAGCCCUUCUCCCCAGGGCCCCCGGGCGGAGCGGGAGGCGGCGGCGGAGGGGCGGGCAGCGGCAGUGGGGAGAGCCCCCGCGGUGGUCGUGGGGCAGUGCUGCUACAUCCCGAGGUGCUGGACCUAGAUGAGGACGAGGAUGACCUGGAGGUCUUCAGCAAGGAUGCCUCUCUGAUGGACAUGAACUCUUUUAGUCCUUUGAUGCCAACAUCCCCUUUAUCCAUGAUAAACCAAUAUAAAUUUGAAGAUGAGCCAGACUCCAAGGACCUUUUCAUUACAGUUGAUGAUCCGGAAAGUCACAUUACUACAAUUGAAACUUUCAUCACCUACAGAGUUACAACUAAGACAUCUCGUGGUGAAUUUGAUUCCAGUGAAUUUGAAGUUCGAAGACGUUAUCAAGAUUUCCUUUGGUUAAAGGGAAAACUUGAAGAGGCGCAUCCCACCCUCAUUAUUCCUCCAUUGCCAGAAAAAUUCAUAAUGAAAGGCAUGGUGGAACGAUUUAAUGAUGACUUCAUUGAGACACGAAGAAAGGCACUGCAUAAAUUCUUAAAUCGAAUCGCUGAUCAUCCAACUUUAACUUUUAAUGAAGACUUCAAAGUGUUUCUUACUGCACAAGCCUGGGAGCUCUCUUCGCAUAAGAAACAAGGUCCUGGAUUGCUUACUAGGAUGGGGCAGACAGUCAGAGCUGUAGCAUCCUCAGUGAGAGGAGUUAAAAACCGCCCAGAUGAGUUCAAUGAAAUGAAUGACUAUAUGGGAACAUUUAGCCAGGAGAUAAAUUUAAUAGACAAAAUAUCUCAUAGAAUUUACAAGGAAGAAAAGGAGUAUUUUGAGGAAAUGAAGGAAUAUGGACCAAUCUAUACCUGGUGGUCAGCAUCUGAAGAAGAUCUGGUUGACUCCCUGAAAGGUGUGGCAAGCUGCAUUGACAAGUGUUGUAAGGCCACUGAAAGACGGAUAGUUGACCUUUCUGAGACACUGCUUCCAGUUGUACAUGAAUAUGUCCUUUAUAGUGAAAUAUUAAUGGGAGUUAUGAAAAGAAGAGACCAAAUUCAAGCAGAACUGGAUUCCAGAGUUGAAGCUUUGAAUAACAAAAAGGCUGAAAAGGAAUUGCUUACAGAAGAGAUCGGCAAACUAGAAGAUAAGGUGGAAUGUGCUAAUAAUGCUCUGAAAGCUGACUGGGACAGAUGGAAACAAAAUAUGCAAAAUGAUAUCAAGAUGGCAUUUACAGAUAUGGCUGAGAAAAAUAUCAGCUACUAUGAACAGUGCCUUGCCACUUGGGAGUCCUUCCUUACAACUCAAACCGACCUUCAUCUGGAAGAAAUAUCUGAAGAUAAGCCUUGAACAUACUUAAAGACUACUUGCCUAACCUUUGGUGAUAUAGUGCCUACCAACCAAAGACAUUCUUCAUGGGGUGGGCUGCGUUUAAUAUAACUGGGUCAAAAUGCAGUCACUGUAUCUGGAAAGCCAAUAAUUUGAAAACUCAGGUACUCCAUGGUUCUCACCUGCAUUUUGAUCAUGGUAUACAUAUAUAUUGCUUAGUUUUAAUUCAUUUAUCCCAAAAUUUUUGUCUUUAAGUACUUGCAUAUGGUAAUUGUUUUCUCAGGCAUUCUAUAAUUGGGAUGUGACAUUUUGAAUAGGUUGUAAAGACUACAUUGAAUAAAAAAAGUUUAAUAAGAAAUGCCUGAAAUUUGAUGAAUGGUUCCUAUCUGCACCAUCAUGUGUCUCAGAUGAAAUAUACUUUUGGCUCCAGAUGUCAUCUAUGUGUGAUGUAGAACAAUUUUUUUCUGCAUUGCUUGAGAGACUGAAUGUUGUUACUAAAUGAACACAGCAUUUGGAGUAAAAUGAGACCUAGAUCUGCAAGUUUUUCUGAUACCUAUUUAUGAUAUAACCAUUGAAACUUCUAUGAGCCUCAUAUCACUUAUGUGUAAGAUCAGGGGUUUUUGUAGUAGAUGGCUUCUGUGUUGAGUGUUAACUAUGUAAUAUCAUGAUCCUCAGCUGAAAUUAAGGAUUAUAACAAUCAGUACCAACAUAUCAGAGUUAUCAAGCUUAUCAAGUUUGAGAGUGUAUUUAAAAUGCUAUCAAAAUUUCAGUAUUAUUGCCUAUCUUUUGGGUGAACUCAGAAAUGGGAAAUAUUACCAAAAAGGAUAGUCUUAAUUUUCCUAAAAAAUUAUCUAAACUGUACAAUUUCACUUUUAUCUGAAGAUGAUACCAACAUUUGCUUUGGUUCCAAAUAGAUGUUCCAUCAGUAGAAUUCUGUUUAUCAUAUUAGGGCCUUCUUACAUUGACAAAGGAAAUCAAUGUCUUUUCUUUCCUCAUUAUGUCAAUUAAUAAAUAUGCCUUUCUCAGAAAGUCUUGAUGUUGACGUUACUGAAGCUUCUGUGGCAUUAAAUUAAACUGAGAACCUAGAUAGUAUCUCAGAAUUUACAAUCUGUGCGAUCUGAUGUUUAUGAUGCAUUCAGUAGCUUUCUGUUCAGGUCUUUUACUAUCUUGAUGCCACAUUCACAACCUGACAGCACUGUGGUGUAGUUUGCUCAUGAAUUAAGCAUGAGUUAACAAGUGUACUGGGAAUGUUCAUUUUUUAUUUCCUUGAUAUUUCUCAAAAGAAUCUGGGUUUUUUGAUAAUGCGUUUUUAUAGUGACAUGUUAAGAAGUAUUACAUGGCUCUAAUGAGAUAAAAAGUGGCCUUCAGAGUAGUUUGGAUAACUGUGAUAUAAUAAACUUCUUUAAAAAAAUAAGUACA
Sarcophilus harrisii (Tasmanian devil) is the source of this 2795-nucleotide messenger RNA. It is a transcript of the gene SNX7, whose product is annotated as sorting nexin 7. The coding region runs from base 36 to 1397 and encodes 453 amino acids. Gene Ontology annotation, molecular function: phosphatidylinositol binding. The record is from RefSeq and is a predicted model, not a curated record. The transcript has 9 exons. NCBI's taxonomy places the organism in Eukaryota, Metazoa, Chordata, Mammalia, Dasyuromorphia, Dasyuridae.